Populus euphratica (Euphrates poplar) is the source of this 1505-nucleotide messenger RNA. RefSeq names its product F-box protein SKIP8. The record is from RefSeq and is a predicted model, not a curated record. Gene Ontology annotation, molecular function: protein binding. The transcript has 3 exons. Bases 271 to 1179 code for a protein of 302 amino acids. NCBI's taxonomy places the organism in Eukaryota, Viridiplantae, Streptophyta, Magnoliopsida, Malpighiales, Salicaceae.
AUAUACCAUUAGUAGCACACCCACUCCCGCACGUUGGAGUCCUCUCCAGUCAGUUAUGACUCACACGAGUCACGAGUCACAACUCACAACAAACUCCUUCCCCUCUCGUCUGUAAGAAAAACUUUCGACGACUCAAUUUUGUUCUAGGGUUUCUUUCCCUGAAAACACAACGACACCACCCUCUCAAAUAAAACGGCUCAGAUUUUUACAAAAUUAGGGUUUCAUGUUCUUCUUCAUUUGUGAAAUCUUACUCGCUUUCAUGUCUUGUAAAUGGAGAUUACUGCCUUCGAUUUCACUCUCUCUCAAUCUUUCCUCAUAGCCUCAUCUCUUACUCUCCUCUCUCUCUCACUCGCUUUCCUCACUCUCCGAUCAAAAUCACCCAAGCCGGAUCUUACCGUCCAUUCCUCCACGUCAGCAGCAUCAACAACCAAAACGAUAACCUGCAGGUGUUGCUGCUCCUGUAACGGUGAAAUUGGAAGUUUUAAUAGUGCGGAUUCUUUUACGGCGGCGGAGAAGUACUUGAACGGCGGCGGUGCGGCGGCGGAGAUGGUGGUGGAAAAGCAGACCGGAGCGUCGAUGAUGGAGCAGCUAGUUCCGGAGAUUACGACACACGCGCUUAGUUAUUUGGAUUAUCCGAGUUUGUGUAGGUUGUCGAUGACUAAUUCACUAAUGCGGAAAGCUGCUAAUGAUGAUAACGCGUGGAAGGCGCUUUAUCAUAAGGAUUUUACACUGGAGCAAGAUAGUGUGACACCUGCUAAUGGGUGGAAGGCGUACUAUGCGGCUACAAGAUCCAUUGUCAAUGUCAAUACAGAAUUCUUUAACAUCAUUAGAGAAAGGUCUGUUCAAGCAAUGAGUCAAUUAUGGCUUAACUCGGAUUAUGUGAAGUGCACCCAUGCAUCUGGGGAAAAUUUUUCAGGGUAUAACGCUGUAAUACAGAGUUGGCAGUUUGCAUUUAAUUGGGAGCAAGGAUUGGACUUCCAGGUUCGUGAUGUAAGGGCUCGUGUACUGACUGACAUGGCUUGGGUUACCAUGAAAAUGUAUGUUGUUGAGAUGGACAAUGGGCCAUUCAACGUAACUAAUGUCUUUGAGUUCCACAAUGGACGGUGGCACCUGGUGCAUCACCACUGUUCGGUGAUGCUCCUCGAUGGGGAGGUGGACCAGCCGAUUAUGCAUGCAUAAAUGAAGAGAAAGAAGAAUGAGACCAAGUGAUAACUAAAAUACUAGUUGCAAAAUAGCGGUAUUUAUUAGCAAGAGCAACUUUCUUUAUGAAUUCACUUUCAGUUUUCCAACCUCAGUUUUGGUUGCUUUGUGGUAAAGAGGUCAUUUUUUUCCCCUCCAUCCUGUUAUUCUCUCGGUUUCUAGUUCUGUAAUUAUUUUGCUCAAUUCAUUCAUAGACGCGGAUAAACAUAUACAUACAUCGGCUGGAAAGUGCGUAUUGUACAGUAUACCCAUUGGAGAAAGUAAUUGAAGGACAAAAUGGGAAAUGAGCCCCGUGAUCAUCUUUC